Molecule: messenger RNA, 1535 nt
Organism: Desarmillaria tabescens
Lineage: Eukaryota; Fungi; Basidiomycota; Agaricomycetes; Agaricales; Physalacriaceae
Exons: 6
Coding region: 225-1406 (393 amino acids)
Biological process (GO): thiamine transport
Cellular component (GO): outer membrane-bounded periplasmic space
Molecular function (GO): thiamine binding; thiamine pyrophosphate binding
Source: RefSeq, a predicted model, not a curated record
GAGUAAAACGUCGGGACCGGUGCGGUCAUACGCGCUACCCAUGACAUAACUCCGAGCUAGUGGAGGUUCACUCAAUUGAUAUAAUCUCCAUGCCAUAUGCCACCUCGUUAGGUGGCUCUCAGCUCUUUGGCAGGUUGCAGGAUUUCCUGAGCAGAAUGGCGUUAUAAAGUCGUCUGGUCGACGGCGAAAACCUUAGCCCUUCUUCGGUGUCCACUCAUUUACAAAUGCACGUCACUCUUUUUCUUCUCUUUACCUACUUUACUGCGGUAUCUGCUGCUCCGCUCUUUGAGCCUAUCUUUGACUGGCUGGGAGGCCUGUCUGGGUCCAACAGUGGCUCUCCUUCUCCUGCAUCCACAGCUGUGGAAACACAGUCCCUUGAUGAGCUCUAUGAUCUCGCUGUUGUCGAAGGAGGCCAGCUUUUCGUCCGAGCUGGGGGCGAUACGAGUGUUCAGCAAGAUCCUUUCGUCCAAUCAUUCCAAGAAAGAUUCCCCAAUAUCAACAUCACUAUCACUGUCGACCUUUCCAAAUAUCAUGACGGUAUUAUCGACCGAUCCAUAAACCUCACUGGGAAGGCUGGAGUAGACGUUGCGCAUCUGCAGACAUACCAUGACUUCGUUCGGUGGAAGAGCGAAGGUCGACUUCUCAACUACAAACCCGCCGGAUGGGACCAAAUACCAGAUGAUAUCAAAGAUCCUGAUGGCGCCUUUGUAGGAAUGGCCUACUACCUUUUUACCAACACAUAUGCGACGGCCAAGACCAACGCGUCCGAUGCCCCAAAAGAAUUCCUUGACUACCUGGACCCGAAAUGGCAGAACCGCAUCGUAAGCGCAUAUCCCAACGAUGACGAUGCUGUCUUAUUCGAGUUCUACAAAGUCCAACAAACCCACGGCUGGCAAGCCAUCUACGACUUCAUCGCACAGGGUAUCACCUGGGUCAGGGGGACUGCUACUCCACCUGCGGUCCUCCUGUCUGACGGGCCCGAAGCUGUGACAUUUACCACAGCUACGGGAUUCCCGAAUGCGAGUACCGGAAUUGUCGAAGAGCUCCCUCCGGACUCAGACUCGAGCACACUGGUCAUCUGGGCUCAGCGUGCGGCGAUAUUCAACACGGCCGAGCAUCCGGCCGCCGCUAAGCUCUAUAUGAACUGGUUGUUGUCGGUGGAUUACCAGAGCGUAAUAGCUAGUGGGGGAUGGAGCGUCAGAAACGAUGUUCCACCAAAGGAAGGCCUCAAGCCACUAGCUGAGUAUGGGAACAUGCUAGAUACGAAGCCGUUCGAUGAGUGGAUGCUUGACCGUGAAGUUGUCGAGCGGUUUAGACUGCAGUUCGAACAGCUGUUAAGCUUUCCCCAAGGUCCUAGCCCGAUUGAUGAGCUGACAGAGUCCAUAAGGAGGAUUGGAGUAUAUUAAUGAUCUGCGUAUUUACGAUCCGUUAAUCCGGGACAAUCAUAUUUACGUCGAGCGGCGUAUUGUAAUAUGCCACCUAAGUUUGAGGCUGCUGAGUACUCCAGCCACUUUCUUCAAUUCAGUAUGACAAUC